AUGCAUCAACCGCAGCAGCAGCAGCAGCGCCAGCAGCAGCAGCACCAGCAGCAGCAGCAGCAGAAAAACAACAGAAACAGCAGCAGCUUGGCCCUCCAACAGCAGCAGAUCAGCAGCAGCAUCAGCAGCAGCUUAGCAGCACAGCAGCAGCACCGGCGGCAAAUAGGCAGCAGCAGCCGCAAGACACAAGCAGCAGCAACAGCAGCACGACAUAAGCAGCAGCAGCAGCAGCAGCAGCAGGAGCAGCAGCAGGAGACAUGUUACAUGAUGGAGUCGGUGUCACCGCCACACCCCGAACAGCAGCAACAGCAACAAAAGCAGCAGCAGCAGCAGCAACAGCAGCAACAGCAACAAAAGCAGCAGCAGCAGCAGCAACAGCAACAACAACAGCAGCAGCAGCAGCAGGAGGAUCAGCAGCAGCAGCAGCAGCAGCAGCAGCAGCAGCAGCAGCAGCAGCAGCAACGGCAACAGCAGCAGCAGCAGCAGCAACAGCAACAACAACAGCAGCAGCAGCAGCAGCAGCAGGAGGAUGUACUAGCGGUGCUGCCUCAACAGGCAUAG
Eimeria mitis is the source of this 561-nucleotide messenger RNA. RefSeq lists its product as uncharacterized. NCBI's taxonomy places the organism in Eukaryota, Apicomplexa, Conoidasida, Eucoccidiorida, Eimeriidae. The coding region runs from base 1 to 561 and encodes 186 amino acids. The transcript is spliced from 3 exons. The record is from RefSeq and is a predicted model, not a curated record.